UCCACUCGGCAAGCGACCUCUCCUCCGUCUAUGUCUGCGAAUGGACGCCGGAUCACAUCCCCAUCUCAAGGCUGUCCGUGACCGCUCAGGCCGGCUCCCAGCGCACCAGCGUGCGCCGGUCGUGGAUAUCCGCCCUCGCGCGCGCGCCCAACAUAGGCCCGGCUCGUAAAAACAAGGCGAGGCAGCCCGGGAAGCGGAAGGAGCCUCCGAGGCCUACGGAGUCAAUGAUGGUGGCCGUUCCCAGUGUAGAAGCGCCAAGGACGUCUGACGGGCUAGGUGAGUCGUCGACGUUGUCAGGAGGUGAUACUCCCCUGGCAUGCUCGGACCAACCAUCAGACUUGGGCUCAAUCCCGUCCUGGAGCUCCUCUACUUCGAAGGGUGGCUCAGAUGGCAGCAAGAGGCUCGCCGUACGCGGUAUCGUCGGCGAGGGAGGCUCCGGCAAGGUGUUCUUGGUCCGGGACGUUAUGCAAGAACAAGACGUUGCGAUGAAGGUCGUACGAGUUACCGACUCGUCACUUCCCUUGGAGUAUCGUGGUGUCGUCACCGAGGUCAAGAUCUUGCGCAUGCUCAGCGAGGCCCCCCAGAAGUUCCUCCUGGAGCCUUACAUGGGGUGCACGCGGCGUGACUGGCUGACGCCUUUCGGCGACCUGCAUAUCCUAACGAAAUACUACGCUGGCGGCACCCUGGAGCAGUACCUGGGCCUGCUGAGCCACAGAGAAGUGUGGCUUGUCACCGCAGAGUUGGUCCUGGGCCUUAACUGGCUCCAUACGCAGGGACUCGUGCACCACGACCUGAAGCCAGCCAACGUCCUCGUCGGCAGCGACGGGCACUGUGCGAUCGCGGACUUCAACUCGUGCAGGCAGCUGAAGGACGGGAAGCUGCGGAGACGGUUCGUAUUCGACGAGGUGGUCUUCACCCAGAACUACGCCGCGCCGGAGUUGCUCCCUGACAGCAAUGGCGUCGAGCCGGAGUAUGACCAGUCGGUGGAUAUAUGGUCCUUGGGCGUCGUCGUCAGCGAGCUGCUCACCGGCGAGCUUUUUGGAGGUGUUAAUUCCUGUACGAAGGCUAACGUAGGCGGAUCGCGCGAUGAUGCGUUGUCGCAUAUGGCAGAUGCCGAAGGCGCAUGCAGUUACCUGGUUGAUCUAGUACGAGGGAUGCUCUCAGAGGACCCGAUCGAGCGGAUGGACAUCGCCGGUAUCUCUAAGUGUCCGGGCUUCGACCAACAUAUGUGGGUGGUUGUCGCUGCUUCGGUGUUGUGUCGCCUCGCUGACACGGGAGCAGGGGCAUCAAGUGGCAAGACGUCUUGCAGAAACGUGAACGAGCUAUCAGGACCGUCAUUCCUCUCAACGCCGAGAGGCUACCCUCCCACUCCGCGAAUGCUGCGCCUCCCGAAAGGGCCCGGAGUCAUGAAUGGCGUCGAUUCAGAGCGGAGUGUGGCAAGCAGGAUGUGCAUUUCGAGAACGUCGACGACGUCUGCGUCUGACGAUAUGGUCCAUAUGGCAUAGCAUAGCGUAUAUGUCCCAGUUAACAGGACAUCGAGCCUUGACUUGUACAAAAUUACCGUAAUGUCAUCCUAAUCUCUGUGCAUCGAAGUCAUGCGCUGUCUCGAUUGGAUCCAAGGACCGAAUAGCCGU
Fomitopsis serialis is the source of this 1634-nucleotide messenger RNA. Its product is annotated as kinase-like domain-containing protein. Bases 225 to 1505 code for a protein of 426 amino acids. Gene Ontology annotation, cellular component: cytoplasm. Gene Ontology annotation, molecular function: ATP binding; protein serine/threonine kinase activity. Lineage: Eukaryota; Fungi; Basidiomycota; Agaricomycetes; Polyporales; Fomitopsidaceae. The record is from RefSeq and is a predicted model, not a curated record. Gene Ontology annotation, biological process: protein phosphorylation. The transcript has 9 exons.